UUUGGAUAUUCAGGUGGGUCCCACCUCAUGGGGGAUGGAUGACUCCAUGAUGGAGUCAGAUGGAGUUCAUAAAUUUCGGAGCAAAUGUUGAUAUUAAGCUCCAAAUUUCAGUUUCUUUCGCAGCUUCGCUUUUCACUUUCUUUCAGUUUCUGUUGCUCUCAUCCUUCAUCUUCUCCGCUCCGGCGCUCUCUCUCCUUUCAGCACUUUCAAAGAAUGGGCUCUCUCACGCAGGCCCCUAUCGAGCCCCUAAAGUACCCACCUGCUCGCCGGGACGAUACCGUCGCCGAUAACUAUCACGGCGUCGUCGUUCCAGACCCUUAUCGAUGGCUUGAAGACCCCGAUUCAGAUGAAACUAAGGAAUUUGUGGAUAAACAAGUAGAACUAACUGAUUCUGUACUCGCGAAAUGCGAUGCUAGAGAGAAGCUAAGGGAAAAACUUACCAAAUGGUAUGAUUAUCCCAAGUACGGGGUGCCAUUUAGAGCAGCAGAAAAGUAUUUUUACUUUUACAAUAGCGGGCUUCAACCACAGAAAGUCCUUUAUGUUCAGGAUACUCUGGAUGGGAAAGCAGAUAUUUUGCUUGAUCCCAAUGCUUUAAGCGAUGAUGGAACUGUUGCUCUGAGUAUUUGCUCUGUUAGCGAAGAUGCUAAGUACUUGGCAUAUGGCAUUAGUUCAAGCGGAAGUGAUUGGAUCACCAUCAGAAUUAUGCGGAUUGAGGAUAAGGUUGUUUUGCCCGAUACUAUUUCUUGGGUUAAGUUCUCAGAUGUAAGCUGGACUCAUGAUACCAAAGGUUUCUUCUAUAGCCGAUAUCCUGCUCCCAAGGAUGGAGAUAAUUUGGAUGCCGGGACAGAGACAAAUGCCAAUUUACACCAUGAACUGUAUUACCAUUUCUUGGGUUCAGAUCAAUCUGAAGAUAUCUUGUGCUGGCAAGAUUCAGAUAACCCAAAACACACACGUUCAGCUUUUGUAACUGAAGAUGGGAAGUAUGUAGUUCAAUCCAUUUUUGAGAACUGUGAUCCUGUAAACAAAGUUUAUUACUGUGACUUAUCUGCACUCCCCAAUGGGCUUGAGGGUUAUAAAGGAACAAAUGAGAAGCUCCCUUUUACCAAACUCAUUGAUACCUUUGAUGCCUCUUAUGAGUUUGUUGCCAAUGAUGCUACUGUAUUCACUUUUCGUACUAACAAGGAUGCUCCCAAGUAUAAAAUAGUUAGGUCAGAUAUUAAAGAAUACGGUUCUUGGUCUGAUGUGAUUGAAGAGGAUGAAAAAGAUGUGCUUGAAUCUGCUGUAGCUGUGAAUAAGAAUCAACUGGUCGUAAGCUAUUUGCGUGAUGUGAAACAUGUUUUACAGUUGAGGAAUAUAGAUACAGGUAUCCUGAAGCACCAUUUGCCAAUAGAUAUUGGAACAGUGUCUGGAAUUUCUGCUCGCCGCAAAGAUAGCAUAGUUUUUAUUGGCUUUACAAACUUCCUUAUCCCUGGGAUUAUUUAUCAGUGCAACCUUCAGAGUGAUGUUCCAGAAAUGAAAAUAUUCCGUGAAACAGUUGUCCCAGGCUUUGAUCGAUCAGAAUUCCAUGUCAAUCAGGUUUUUGUGCCUGGAAAAGAUGGUGUUUCUUUGCCUAUGUUUAUAGUAGCUGAAAAAGAUAUUUCUUUGGAUGGAUUGCACCCUUGUUUAUUGUAUGGAUAUGGUGGAUUUAACAUUAGUAUUACACCAUACUUUUCUGCUGCCCGUCUAGUGAUUGCGAAGAACUUAGGUGUUGUUUUCUGCAUAGCAAAUAUUCGCGGUGGUGGGGAAUACGGAGAAGAAUGGCAUAAAUCAGGUGCUCUUUCAAAAAAGCAGAACUGCUUUGAUGAUUUCAUUUCUGCUGCCGAGUAUCUUGUUGCUUCUGGUUACACCCAGCCUAGCAAGUUGUGUAUUGAAGGUGGAAGCAAUGGUGGGCUUCUCAUUGGAGCUUGCAUCAAUCAAAGACCUGAUCUUUUUGGAUGUGGCCUUGCACAUGUUGGUGUUAUGGACAUGCUUAGAUUUCACAAGUUUACAAUCGGCCAUGCAUGGACAUCUGAUUUUGGGUGUUCGGAUAAGGAGGAAGAGUUUAAUUGGCUGAUCAAGUACUCACCGCUACAUAAUGUCAGAAGACCAUGGGAAGAAACUCCCAGUAAAGCUUCACAAUACCCAUCAAUUAUGCUAUUGACAGCUGAUCAUGAUGAUAGGGUCGUGCCAUUACAUUCGUUGAAAUUGUUAGCGACCUUGCAAUAUGUUUUAUGUUCAAGCCUGGAGAAAAGCCCCCAGGUUAACCCCAUUAUCGGCCGGAUAGAACGUAAAGCUGGACAUGGAGCAGGACUUCCAACACAAAAAAUGAUUGAUGAAGCUGCAGACCGGUAUGCGUUCAUGGCUAAGGUGAUGGGUGCAACCUGGGUUGAAUAGAUGGAUGAUCUUCCUUCAAGUGAACAUAACAUUUCAGUGGAGGUCUCACAUGGUGACGAUGGGUGCAACCUGGGUUUUAAUAUUACAUGGUGACGAUGGGGAAAACAAAUCACCUAAACUAGCACAAUACACAGCCACCCUGGGGGUCUCACAAUUCUUUCAAGCCCACCCCAUGGACUAAAACAAAUACUAUGGGAAAACACCAAUGGUUUAGAAAUUGUUAGACCGUAGCUUGGUUCUUUAUGUUAAUUUUCCUAUGUACCAAAAAAUGAUGCUCUUCUAGUGAGUGACACUUUCACUGGGAUUGUGCAAAUAAGGAGAAACAUGACACGACUCUCUUUCACUAGUCUUUUUGUUGUCUUAUAAUUUUCAUCUCG
This is a messenger RNA of Cuscuta europaea, 2789 nucleotides long. Lineage: Eukaryota; Viridiplantae; Streptophyta; Magnoliopsida; Solanales; Convolvulaceae. The record is from the annotation of a GenBank genome assembly.